Messenger RNA from Protopolystoma xenopodis, 639 nucleotides. NCBI's taxonomy places the organism in Eukaryota, Metazoa, Platyhelminthes, Monogenea, Polystomatidea, Polystomatidae. The record is from the annotation of a GenBank genome assembly.
CAUCUUCUCAAGGAGACUCUCAACCACCAUGAGUGUCCAGGGCCUAAACCGUUCGAUCCUCGUCUUCUCAACUCUACUAGUUGUGAUUUACAUCAUCAUCCAGCACUCAGCGAGUCCACAUCCCGUUGUCUUACCGUCCCUGAGGGGCAAACAGAACAGCAGGCUCUUCCUUUGAUGACAUUGUCCGAUCCUCUGGUCAAUUCUUACCCAGGAAUUUCAACGCCUUUAUCUGUAGCCAACACGAUAUUCUCCCGCUUGCCUCUGGUAGACUCUGAUGCCAAUUGCCCAGUUUCUGUUAGCUCUGCAACAACCGAGUCACAUGCAGAACAUACAGAGGAUGAAUCUUCAAAUCCAUCGAAUCUUCCCGCUCGAAAUUACGAUAAAUCUUUGAACGGCUGCACAAAGUCCCCAAAGACCAUCCUGAUUUCAAAUGCUACUCAUCAUGCGCCAUUUCUACCUGGUACUGAUGUACUAAUAAAACGGGGCACGCGUUUAGGUGUCCCUCGGCGCUUAAUUGCUGGUCAUGAUAAUGCGACUGCUGCCGACCUACCAAGAUCAUCUCUACUUUUUCAAGAUUCUCUCUUGUCUUCAUCUGUCAUGUUCAACAGCGAAGAGGUGAGCAUGGGGCUUGUUAAAUAA